CCAAACUUGGGCCUUAGCAUAAAUAGAAACUUCUAUUUCGUAUCCUAUCACAAAUAUAAUACAAAAAUAUGUAGUUUGGGAACGGAAUUUCCAGUAUAGAUCUUCGGAUUCUUUGAGGAAUAUUGAGAAUGACAUCUUCAUUCCCUGCAAAACAUCGGAUGCCGGCCGCCAUGCACGGUGGCGUCAGGCUCCCUCCGAGACUCGCCGACGCACGUACGAACUCGGAGCUCGUAAGCGAGUUUGUGAAUAUUCCGACGAGGAAGCCGGUGACGACGGCGAGCGGAGGUGGGGAGUGUGAGCAGAAGUUGACGAAGCUGUUGUUGAAUGUGAACAUUCAGAACAGUUUGGGACCGGUGCACGUGGUGAUGUCGCCGGAAAACAGCGUCGCCGAUUUGAUAAGGGCGGCGGUGGAGAUUUACGCGAAGGAGAAGCGGCGGCCGUUGCUGGCUAGCACUGAUCCCGCCCGUUACGAGCUUCAUUACUCGCAGUUCAGUCUUGAGAGUUUGAAGCCAGAGGAAUUCCUGAAAAACUUGAAAUCAAGAAAAUUUUUCUUGUGCCUAAAUUCAAAUUACACCAUGAUGUAAUUAAGUUCUCAAUGUUACCAACUUGUAUUUCAACAUCGCAUGUAAAGUAAUUUAAAUUUGAAACUCAAUGUUUCGUUACACCUAAGUGCAUCUUUAUGUCACAAAUGAAAA
Molecule: messenger RNA, 695 nt
Organism: Ipomoea nil (Japanese morning glory)
Lineage: Eukaryota; Viridiplantae; Streptophyta; Magnoliopsida; Solanales; Convolvulaceae
Exons: 2
Coding region: 129-584 (151 amino acids)
Source: RefSeq, a predicted model, not a curated record